Rubroshorea leprosula is the source of this 1977-nucleotide messenger RNA. NCBI's taxonomy places the organism in Eukaryota, Viridiplantae, Streptophyta, Magnoliopsida, Malvales, Dipterocarpaceae. The record is from the annotation of a GenBank genome assembly.
AUUGUGAUAAAAAUUUACAUCCUCGCAUCGGAAGAAUAGGUUGCCAACAGUUAGCCUGGCAACAAUGGCGAAAAACACGCCUCCGUUGAACGACAUGAUGGCAAGCAUCAAGAGGUAUCCGAUUGCGGAGUUGGCUCCGAAAAGCACAGCCGAUGCGACUUUAGCGAGCUUGAAGCGGAGGGUUUUGGGGAGAAGAGGGGUGGCGGCGGAGAUGGGGUUGGUGGAGAUGAGGGAUUUGAAGCAGAUUCAACGAUCUUCCAUGGACUUAUCACUUACUUUCGAAAAAGUUGAGGGGCUUAACAUGGAUUUUUGCCUAAAAAAACAACCAGAGAGAGUACAGGUGGAGAGUAAAUCUGGAGUAGACUCAAUUGCAGCGGCAAGGAAGGGAGGAGUGGUGCUUAGUCUCCAAGACGUCGAGGCGGGAAGCCAAACCGGCGGUGGCCACCAGAUUUGGGAACCCAACGACCACCACGGUAGAUCCGCGACUCCUGAAUCAUCAGGAAAUCCAGAAUUCAGCACGGUCCGGUCGAUCCCUACUGCACUUUCCUGGCCAACCAUCCUUAUAAAUCCGGACACAGUUGCAUCCAGUUUUCCCUAUGGUAGCUUUCUUUUUGUUUACAAAAUGGAUUGGGAGAAGAAAAAGUGGGUCUUUGCUUCUUUCAAAAAAGCAGAGUACGCGAGUGAGUGCAUACUUUUCAUAUAUGAUGUUCCGGGCCAUAAUUACCGUAGGCUGGGUGCGUCCAUGGUGUCCACAGACGCUGAACCGGGUGAAAAAAGGGAAAUGAGGAAGGAGGAAGGAGGAGGGUGGAGAGUAGAGAGAAAAAUGAGAAAGGGAAAGAAUGAUGCCGCUGGUAUUGGUGUUGAUGUCGGUGCUGGAGAACAGGAAAAGGAACAAAAAUGGCAGAAAGGGAUGGGGAGUGAUUACCGACCCUCCCUCUCCUUGUAUUGGAACCAGAUCACAGCAAUGGCUUCUUUCAUCUCAUCUGUCACAACAAGGCUACAAGGAAAGGUUGCCUUGAUCACCGGAGGAGCCAGUGGGAUCGGCGAAUGCACCGCCAGACUCUUUGCCCAUCAUGGAGCCAAAGUUGUUGUCGCUGAUAUUCAAGACCAAUUAGGCCACUCUGUCUGUGAAUCCAUCGGCCAAUCAAACUCCACUUACGUCCACUGCGACGUUACCGACGAGUCUCAAAUCAAAAACUCCGUCGAUAAAGCUGUCGCCACCUAUGGCAAACUAGACAUAAUGUUCAACAACGCAGGCAUAGCCGACGAAAACAAGCCGCGCAUAAUCGACAAUGAAAAAUCCGAUUUCGAGCGCGUCCUUAGCGUGAACGUGACCGGAGUCUUCCUGGGGAUCAAGCAUGCGGCUAGAGUCAUGGUCCCCGCUCGUAGUGGCUGCAUCAUCUCCACCGCCAGCAUAAGUUCAGCCAUUGGUGCUGCAGCCUCCCAUGCUUAUACUGCUUCAAAGCAUGCUGUGCUAGGACUCACAAGAAAUGCUGCGGUUGAGCUAGGACAAUUCGGGAUCAGAGUUAAUUGCUUGGCUCCCAACGCCUGCUCAACACCUUUAGCUAAGAAAUUUGUUGGGGUUGACGAUGAGGAACUCGAGAAGACAAUGAAUUUGCUUGCUAAUCUUAAGGGUGUGACACUUAAGACAGAAGAUAUUGCUAAUGCAGCACUUUUUUUGGCUAGUGAGGAGGCAAGGUACGUGAGCGGUCACAACCUCUUCAUAGAUGGAGGUUUCAGUAUUUAUAAUCGAUCGUUUCACAUGUUUCAAUACCCAGAUGAUUCUUAAGCAUCAUUUGAAAGAGAUAGAUGGUCAUUCCUCUUUUCUUUCUGGAAUCUAUCUUCACCUAUCUCAAUAUCUGAAUUUUAAACUUUAUCAAAUAUAUAUGUAUAUCUGAAUUUUAAAUCUCCAGUCUGGAAAACAGGAGUUGACUUCUAUUGUGUAAGGCAUAAGUUCAACAAAUUGGUGCUUGUUUU